Molecule: messenger RNA, 3383 nt
Organism: Corvus hawaiiensis (hawaiian crow)
Lineage: Eukaryota; Metazoa; Chordata; Aves; Passeriformes; Corvidae
Gene: NEFH
Product: neurofilament heavy chain
Exons: 4
Coding region: 26-2878 (950 amino acids)
Biological process (GO): axon development
Cellular component (GO): axon; neurofilament
Molecular function (GO): structural constituent of postsynaptic intermediate filament cytoskeleton
Source: RefSeq, a predicted model, not a curated record
UGCCGCAGCGAGGGCGGGGGUCACCAUGAGCCUCAUGCUGGAGACGCUGCUGGGCCCCCCGGGGGGGCUCCGCAAGGAGCCGAGCCGCGCUCCCCCGCGCUCCGCCGCCUCCAGCGGCUUCUACUCGUGGCCGGCCCCGGUGGUGGGACGGGCGCGGGGCGCAGGGGGCGGCGGCGGCAGCGCGGCCGCGUCCUCCACCGAGAGCCUAGACUCGCUGAACGGCGAACCGCGGGCGCGCAACGAGAAAGAGCUGCUGCAGGUGCUGAACGACCGCUUCGCCGGCUACAUCGAGCGGGUGCGGGCGCUGGAGCAGCAGAACCGGGCGCUGGCGGCCGAGGCGGCGGCGCUGCGGCAGCAGCAGGCGGGGCGCUCGGCCAUGGGCGAGCUGUACGCGCGGGAGCUGCGGGACAUGCGGGGCACCGUGCUGCGCCUGGGCGCCGAGAAGGGGCAGCUGCGGCUGGAGCGGGCGCGCCUGGCCGAGGACGUGGCGGCGCUGCGGGGAAGGCUGGAGGACGAGGCCCGGCAGCGCUCGGAGCUGGAGGCGGCGGCCCGCGGGCUGGCGCAGCGCUCGGCGCAGGAGGAGCGGGCGCGGGCGCCGCUGGAGGAGCGAGCCCGGGCGCUGCGGGAGGAGGCGGAGCUGCUGCGGAGGCAGCACCGCGCCGAGGUGGGAGCGCUGCUGCGCGGGGCGCGCCUCGAGCUGCCCGCCGAGCCCCCCGCAUCCCUGCGCCCCGGCGUCACCGCCGCGCUCCGCGACCUGCGCGCACAGCUGGAGGGCACGGCGACCCGCAGCACCCUGCAGGCCGAGGAGUGGUUCCGCGUGAGGCUGGACAAGCUCUCGGAGGUGGCCAAGGUGAACACGGACGCCAUGCGCUUGGCCCAGGAGGAGAUCUCCGAGUACCGCCGGCAGCUCCAGGCCAAGACCACCGAGCUGGAAGCCCUCAAAGGGACCCAGGAGUCGCUGGAGAGGCAGAGGCAGGACUCGGAGGAGCGCCAUCAUGCAGAUGUCCUGUCCUACCAGGAAACCAUCCAGCAGCUUGACAGCGAGCUGAGGAACACCAAGUGGGAGAUGGCAGCUCAGCUCCGGGAGUACCAGGAUCUGCUCAAUGUCAAAAUGGCCCUGGACAUCGAAAUUGCUGCCUAUAGAAAGCUCCUGGAAGGGGAGGAAUAUCGACUCGAGACUGGCAUUGGGAUGCUCUCCUACCCCGAGGUGCUCCCCAAGGCUCCCAGCAUCCCCACCAGCAUCAAGGUGAAGAGCGAGGAGAAGAUCAAGGUGGUGGAAAAGUCAGAGAAGGAGACGGUGAUUGUGGAGGAGCAGACAGAGGAAAUCCAGGUGACCGAGGAGGUCACAGAGGAGGAGGAGGCUGAGAAAGAGGGUGAAGAGGAAAAAGCUGAAGAGAAGGGGGAGGAGGAGGAAGAAGAAGAGGAGAAAGCUGAAGAAGAGGGUGAAGAAAAGGCCAAGUCUCCUGCAAAGGAGGAGGCCAAGUCCCCAGAGAAACCCGAGUCCCCCUCAAAGGAGGAGGCCAAGUCUCCAGAGAAACCCGAGUCCCCCUCAAAGGAGGAGGCCAAGUCCCCAGAGAAACCCGAGUCCCCCUCAAAGGAGGAGGCCAAGUCCCCAGCAGUCAAGUCGCCUGAAAAGCCCCCAAGCCCCUCAAAGGAGGGGGCCAAGACCCCGGUCGUGAAAUCUCCAGAAAAACCUGCAACCCCCUCAAAGGAGGAGGCCAAGAGCCCGGCUGUGAAGUCCCCAGAGAAACCCCCAACCCCCUCAAAGGAGGAAGCCAAGGCUCCAGCUGUCAAAUCCCCUGAAAAGCCAGCAACGCCCUCAAAAGAGGAGGCCAAGACCCCAACAGUGAAGUCCCCAGAGAAACCUGCACCUCCCUCAAAGGAUGAGGCCAAGACCCCGACAGUGAAAUCCCCAGAGAAACCCGCACCCCCCUCAAAAGAGGGGGCCAAGACCCCGACUGUCAAGUCCCCGGAGAAACCUGCAGCCCCCUCUAAAGAAGAGGCCAAGAGCCCAGCUGCAAAGUCCCCAGAGCCACCUGCAACUCCUGCAAAAGAGGAGGCCAAACCCCCAUCUGUCAAAUCCCCAGAGAAGCCCCCGACUCCCUCUAAGGAGGAGGCCAAGGCCCCGGCUGUGAAGCCCCCAGAGAAGCCCCCGACUCCCUCUAAGGAGGAGGCCAAGGCCCCGGCCGUGAAGUCCCCAGAGAAAGUCAAAUCUCCCGUGAAGGACGAGGCCAAGUCUCCACAGAAGGAAGUGGCCCCGGCCAAGGAGCCAAGCCCUACUCCAAAGGAGCCAAAAGCCCCCGCCAAGGAGGAGCAGCCCAAGGAGGUGAAGGCUCCCUCCAAGCCCGAGGAGGGUAAGAAGGAGGAAGCUCCCAAGAAGGACGUCCCGGCCAAGGCAGAGGAGAAACCCAAAGAGAAGGCGGCCACUGUGCCGGAGCCUCCAGCUCCGCAGGCCAAAGAGGCCACCAAGCCAAGCCCCAAAGCUGCUGAAGAGGGAAAGGCUGAGGAGGCUCCAGCAAAACCUCAGCAGGAGGUCAGCAAAGCGGCCACCAAGGAGGCUGAGAAGCCAAAGGCUGAGGAGAAGGUGGAGGAGCCCAAGAAGAAAGUGGAAGAACCCAAGAAGAAGGUGGAGGAGGCCAAGAAGGCGGAGGAACCCAAGAAAGAAAAGGCGGAGGAGCCCAAGAAGGAGAAGGUAGAGGAGCCUAAGAAGGUGGAGGAACCCAAGAAGGAGAAAGCAGAGGAACCCAAGAAGGUGGAAGAACCCAAAGCUAAAGCAAAACCCAAAGAUGAGCCCAAAGCCAGUAAGGACCCCCCCAAAGUGGAGGCUCCCUCCAGCAAGGAGGGCACAGCCCCAGAGCCGGCGCCGGGGAAGAAGUGACAGGAGAGUCCCGGGCGCCAAAGGCACCUCUGGGCAUGGGAGCUGCUCCGCUCCCUCCGACGGCUGGGCCCGGGGUGGGACCCCAGGGACCCCCAGAGCCCCCAGGCCAGGCUUUCCCUUAGCAAUAGGCCCGUGAGAGCCCCUCGGGUGGGCGAUUGCUUCCCUCGCAGAACGUGAUAUUCGCCGAGCGCCACAUUUAAACACUUGAAUUAUAACCCAGGAGAAGAGGGGGGGACCCCUGGGGGAACCCCACCGCCCUUCUCCUCUAAGUGCAUUUAUUUAAUGUAUGUGCAAUGGAUGGAUGAGUGCAAUGCAGAGCUGUAGCUGCUUGGGGGGGGGGCUGGGGGGUCCUGCCCUGCCCUGGGGGGUGACAGUCCCUCCAGGCAGAGGUGGGAGAGGCUGGGAGCUGCUGGAAUGCUCACGGACACACCCGAUGCACCAGGAACCUCAGCCCACUGAUACUUGCUUUCUGUGCAAUAACCAAAUAAAAGUGCUUACGGAGACA